CUUUCGGUCCGAAAAAUGAAAUUGGUGGACGUCAAUCAAAUGAAUUGCUAUGGUUACGCGCUUUCACGCUCGCGCACAUUUCGCGCCAAGACUUUUUCUUGUUUGUCGACUGCUGACUCGUGGAAGAAUACAUAAAAGAACCUGAAGAGUUCGUAAGCCUACAUAUAGUUUUGCCUACCUAUAUUUUUACAAUGUAAAAGAUGGUCAAACCGACACCUGAUGCACUGAGAUGGAGAAUUGUUAUGCUAAGAAGGAGAGGGAUGAUGCAUCAAAGCAUUGCUGACACGCUCUGUGUUUCUSAACGACAUGUGAGAAAAGUCAAUAAGCUUUACGAAAAUACUUUAGAGGUGAAGGAUCCUCCAAGAAGAAAGUCAAAGGAACGAUUAUUAUCAGCUGCAGAAUUGCUUAUCCUUAGACGUAUUGUUGAUCAAAAUCCAGAACUGUUCCUCGAUGAAAUACAACAGUGGUUUGAGCAUUCGACUGGAACAAGACUGCACAUAUCGACGAUUGACAGAUACUUGAAUAAAAUGGGGAUCACUUGGAAAAAGAUGCAAAUUAUUGCACGUCAACGUAAUGAACUCCAGCGUGCUGCCUACAGAAGGCUUGUCUCUCAAUUCCGUGUUGAGCAGUUUCUAUUCCUUGAUGAAUCAGCCAAAGAUGACAGAACUGUUCAGCGGAAGUUUGCUCRUUCCCUUGGGGGGACUCGUGUUUCAAGAAAGGGCAACUUCACACGUGGUUCAAGAUUCAGUGUUCUGGGUGCUGUAUCCAUACAUGGAGUACAGGCUGCACAUGCAAUUKUUGGAGCCUUYGAUAAGACUAAUUUUGARUUUACCAUAGAARCAUUUGUAGCUCCCUUAGUGGGUUCUUUUGCAAAUGGUGAYGAUUGCUCUAUUGUAAUCCUGGAUAACUGUCCCAUCCACCGUUCUCAGRAAUUCCUGAGAAUGAUCAGAUCCAAAGGAGGAAUUGUGUUGUUUUUACCCCCCUAUUCACCUGAUAUGAAUCCUAUUGAAGAGUGCUUUAGUCAUGCCAAGGCUUGGCUUCGGAGGCAUCAAGAUAUUGUUGACAAAUAUCCUCAAAGGUGUUUUGAAAUAGCCUUACACAAUAUUCAAGACUGUGCAGCUACAUUUAUGGACUGUGGUUACAUUUKACAUGCAAUACCRUCWCUGUAGUYGCAGCUUCAAGAAUUAUAUCUUGUUUGAAUAGUACUGAACUGUUGAAUUAUUAUUGUUUAUUAAUUUUAUUGUACAUAAUAGUAUUGUAAACAAAGGAUGAAAUACUGAAUAACCCAACAGUAUAAGUCAAUUAAACAGUCACUUUUAAGUUGGUUGAUAAUCCACAGAGUGGUCUAAUGUGGUCAGUGGAUGUGGUAUUUUCAAAUUAUUAAAAAAAAACUUCACAAAGUGAUAAACAAAAUUCUUGAAUUUUACCAAUGUAAUGAUUGCACAGUUUUUAAACUUAAAUAUAUAUAAACAUUUUUUUCACCAUUUAUUUUGUAUGUGAACUCCUGAAAAUCUGUAUCUUUCAGUACUGAUAACAAGUAAAGCAACAAAACCUAAAUCUUUUGAGAUAUGCUAGAUUGUUUAUUUCCUUAAUCUGUCAGUGUGCUUGUGGUGUGGGACUUGUUGUAACCAUCUGCCUUUAACCUGUGCACUUCAGCAAAGAGUAUGUGYCGUUCCCUUUCCUCUUCUAUACCAAGGGAUAGCAUGAUUUGUUGCCCUAAGUGUGGAUGGAUAAGGGCCUCUAACAUAGGGCCAUCCACUUGCAUUUUUCUGAAUUGAUUGGAAUGAUUWUCAAGGCCAAUCAACUUCAGUGCAGCUAUGCAGUCAUCUGUACUCAUUUGACUAAGUGCUGUAUGAAUAUAGGAGUUGAAAUUAGCAUGUCAUCAUGUAUACUAGUAUAUUGACACAAACAAUAAUUAUUAUCAUUGAUAAUUGCUAUUGAUUCUACCUUUGCUUUCACUGAUAUUUGGUUGACGUAAUCCAGGCUGUGACAUCUGCCAAUUUGUCUACAAUUUUAAGUACAAAAAGAAUAAUUUAUUGAUAGAUGCAUAUAAUAAUAAUAAAUACUUUUCUA
Exaiptasia diaphana is the source of this 2073-nucleotide messenger RNA. RefSeq lists its product as uncharacterized. Gene Ontology annotation, molecular function: DNA binding. The coding region runs from base 201 to 1169 and encodes 322 amino acids. The record is from RefSeq and is a predicted model, not a curated record. The transcript has 6 exons. NCBI's taxonomy places the organism in Eukaryota, Metazoa, Cnidaria, Anthozoa, Actiniaria, Aiptasiidae. Gene Ontology annotation, biological process: regulation of DNA-templated transcription.